UUCAGAUGACAACCUUAUUUAAAGACUUUAUUUUGUGUUGUAUUUUUUUUUUUUUGUUGUUUAAAUAUUAAAUUUAGAGUAUGGCUCAGAGACAAGUGCUGCAUGGAUUAGGUCGUGGCAUCGGCUGGUCGAUGGGCCACAAAAGGCAACCAAAUUCUACCACUGUGCGAUACUCCCAUUGGAUGCCAACGAUUGCGAAAAGUGAUUAUCGGAAAUCUGUGGACCCGAAGUACAAUAAGGGCAUGGGCUACACUUAUGAGGAACGUCAACGUUUAAGUUUGUGUGGACUUCUGCCGCCUGCCUAUCGCACAAUGAAGCAACAGUUGUAUGCGGUCUCUGAGAGUUUCGCUAACCAGACUUCCGAUCUGCAUCGCUACAUAUUCUUGCGGGCACUAAGACAACGCCAUGAACGUCUCUACUUCGAGUUUAUCUCCAAAAAAGUGAACGAGUGUAUGCCCAUCAUAUACACGCCCACGGUGGGUACAGCGUGUGUCAAGUUCAGCCUCUUGCACUAUACCGCCCUUGGGCUGUAUGUGACGCGAUACGACAAAGGCCACGUGAUCGAUGUGCUGAAGAACUGGCCUCAUACAGAAAUUCGUGCCGUCUGCAUUACGGAUGGCGAACGCAUUCUCGGCUUGGGCGAUCAGGGGGCCAAUGGCAUGGGCAUCUCAGUGGGCAAAAUGGAUUUGUACACGGCCCUUGGUCGCAUACCACCUCAAUUCCUGAUGCCCGCCGUGCUGGAUGUGGGCACCAACAAUCAGACGCAUCUCGCUGAUCCGCUGUACAUUGGCAUACGUCAGGAGCGAUUGAGGGGUCCCGAAUACGAGGAGAUUGUGCAAGAAUUCAUGGACGCUGUGGUCGAGGUCUGGGGACCGCAAACACUCAUACAUUUCGAGGACUUUGCGACACCGAAUGCGUUUAAGUUCAUCAAUAAGUAUCAGGAUUGCUACUGCUAUUUCAAUGAUGAUAUCCAAGGCACAGCUGCCACUGGGCUGGCAGCAUUCCUAGGCGUGGAGCGUAUUUCAAAGAAGCCUCUGCAAGAUCAUGUUAUAUUUAUGGUUGGCGCUGGCAGCGCAUGUCUAGGCAUUGCAAAGCUGGUCAUCAAGGAGCUGCUGAAGCGCAAUGUCACCGAGAAGGACGCCUACAAGAAUAUCUACAUUUCCGACCAGUCUGGACUGGUCACCAAAGAAACCAAAGUGAUGAUACCAGACUUGAAACCAUUCUGCAAGGAUAUGCCACCGAUGAAUAGCCUCGAGGAAAUGGUGGAGAAAUUCAAGCCAUCUAUAUUGUUGGGUGCUACAGGCUCGGCUGGCAUCUUCACAGAGAAGGUACUUCGCACGAUGGGAAAGCAUAACGAACGGCCAGCGAUAUUCGCAGUUUCGAAUCCAACAACCAAGGCUGAAUGCACCGCCGAGCAGGCCUAUAACUUCACCGAGGGUCGUGCUCUGUUUUGUUCCGGCUCCCCCUUUCCGCCCGUGGUAUUCAAUGGCAAACGCAUUGUUCCCGGUCAGGCAAAUAAUUCGUUUGCCUUUCCCGGCGUCGCCUUGGCCGUGAUGUGUACGCGACCUUUUAAAAUACCCGAUGAUGUAUUUCUGGUUGCUGCUAAAACGCUAGCCGACUAUGCGGAGAAACACUAUCCGGGCGAAGAGAAACUCUUUCCGACCACAGUCGAAGCUUGCGAUGUGGCAUUCGAUAUUGCCGUGAAUGUGGCAAAAUAUUUCUUCGACAAGGGAUUGAGCAAUGUGUUUCCGAAGCCUGAUGAUAUCUGUGAUUUCAUCAAGCAGCAGCAAUAUUAUACUAAUUACGACUCAUCGUUGCCGCCCGUCUGGGAAUAUCCAGAGCUGCCCUCAGUUCCGUUGCCGGACGAGUGGGAAAAGAAGACGAAGAAGCAACGCAGCUAGCCUUGAAAUAUUUGAUUUCGUUUUUAGAUUGUUCUUGAUGCUAAGUAAAUUGAAAGUCGUGUGUA
Molecule: messenger RNA, 1966 nt
Organism: Drosophila nasuta
Lineage: Eukaryota; Metazoa; Arthropoda; Insecta; Diptera; Drosophilidae
Product: NADP-dependent malic enzyme-like
Exons: 4
Coding region: 81-1901 (606 amino acids)
Biological process (GO): malate metabolic process; pyruvate metabolic process
Cellular component (GO): mitochondrion
Molecular function (GO): NAD binding; malate dehydrogenase (decarboxylating) (NADP+) activity
Source: RefSeq, a predicted model, not a curated record